This is a messenger RNA of Aedes albopictus (Asian tiger mosquito), 2126 nucleotides long. RefSeq lists its product as uncharacterized. Bases 144 to 2126 code for a protein of 660 amino acids. Lineage: Eukaryota; Metazoa; Arthropoda; Insecta; Diptera; Culicidae. The record is from RefSeq and is a predicted model, not a curated record. The transcript is spliced from 2 exons.
CAAAUCUAGUUAGCAUAGGUUAGAAUGACAGAAGUUGUAUCAUUACCCUACAAGAUACGAAAUACAGCAGACGUGUAUCAACUACCUGAGUCUGACUUCAAUUUCAGAAGUGGGAUACCCGAAAAAAAAAGUUCUUUGUCAUCAUGGAUAUUCGAAGCAAUGAGUCAACGGUAUUCAGCGAAAUUAAUCAAAAUUUUAACGGACCAAUUGGAAAGAAAAUCAGCGAUGGAGGAUCAAGUCUCUCUGGCGGAUUUUUCUCUGGCGUUACAAUGCAUCCUGAGUUCGUUAGGGCGAUGAUUCCGGAGUUCGAUCCAGAAGUUAUCGAAGCAAGACGAUGGAUACGGAAAGUUGAGAGAUUUGGUGAAGUUAGUGGAUGCUCGAAAGGUUUACUUUGGCAGUUUGCAGUUAUGCGGCUAGGAGUCACAGCAAAACUUUGGUACGAGAGUGUGGACGAAACCGUUGCGAACUGGGAAAACUUUAAGCUUAAAUUGGACGAGUCGUUUCCAGCUAGAAUUGAUGAAGCCGACGUUCAUGCAGAAUUGAUGAAGAGAACGAAACUUCGUGAUGAAACGUACGAGAACCUCGCAUAUGAAAUAAUUUCUAAAGCAAGAAGAGUAUCAUUUGGUGAGGCGGCGAUUAUCAAGUACAUUAUUCGAGGAAUUCCGCACCUGCAUAUACGUUCCAUGUUGAGUGGUAUGUUGUUCCAGUCUACAGAUGAGUUAGUUUCGGCUUUGCGGAGAAUGGAGAGACACGAAGAAUUCAAAUCGAAAAUAGCAGACACGUCGUGUUACUUCGAAGACAGCAGUUUCAGAAGGUUCAAUAGCAGCAAUCUAACCGGAUGUGGAAAACGCGGACAUGAAGCAAAAUCUUGUAACCAAACAUCAAGACAAGACCAUUUUGAAACAUCCAUUGGAAAACAUCAACAUCAAUUGAACGAGUGUUUUGAUGGACAACUACGCAACAAUAUACUGACGGUUGGACGAGAAGCUGAUCUCAAUCAAAAGUGUUCAUAUUCUUCAAGAAAAACACAGAAAAAUCAUGGUAGGGUUAGCAUAGAACAGGUAUAUUUUGAUAUGUUUAUUAGGUUAGAAAAUCAUUUAGUUGAAUCCCAAGCUCUUUUUGACACAGGUAGUUCUAUAUGUUUAAUCAAAAAUAGUAUUGUUUCAGGUAAAGUUCAGUUCGAAAAAUCUUUUCAAAACUCAUACGUAGGUUUAAAUGAUUCAAAACUCGAUAUUUUAGGAAUUUUUAACACAGAAAUUGUAAUUAAUAAUUAUAUUUACACUUUACAGUUCAAGAUUGUGCCAGAUUCCACGAUGCGCCCGAUGUGUAUUUUGGGAUCGGAUUUCAUUAAGGGCAACAACCUGCUAGUUGAGUACGACGGUCGAUUUAUACAGUUUGCAAUCAAAAGCCAAUUGAUUACAGAAGAAUCUUCGAGUUUGGUAGCAGCAGCGGAUGUUCCACUGUUUGAUGAUAUCAAUAGUAUUGAGGUAAGCACCGACACAUUUUUGAAGACUGAUGUAGACAUUUUGGAUAUUGGUGACAGUGGUACUGCAUUGAAAGAUAUAAAUAGAGUCAAAUCUCUUUUCGUUGAAAUGUAUGACAAUAAAAACUUGAGACCAAACCAGCCUGAUAUUCAGUAUACAAUGAGUAUAGAAUUGACAGACAAUAAGCCUUUUAGUUUCUCUCCUCGCCGAUUAUCGCACAGCCAGAAAAUAGAAGUUGAAUCACAGAUAGAUAAAUUACUUAAAGAAGGUGUAAUUGAAGAAAGUAAUUCCCCUUAUGCCAGUCGAAUAGUAUUAGUAAAGAAUAAAGACAAAUCAUGGAGAAUGUGUGUUGACUACAGGGAACUUAAUAAAAUUACAGUUAAGGACAGGUAUCCGUUACCAGUAAUCGAAGAGCAAUUAGACAGUUCUGUAUCUAUUUGCUCUCUGAUGGUCGUUUGGCGAUUUGCCGGCGGUGGCCGUGGGAAUACGUUGACGGAGUUUCUAAAAGAUCCUGGCUGGACUGACGACGGAAUUUCGCUCUGGACGGUGGCAUAUCGAUGGUACGAAUGGCUGCUGAACCACGGCGACGGAUUGUCGCGGGCUCUGGACCCAUUAUGCAUUGUGCUUUGGAGAUUGGGUUGA